GUUUGAGGGUUUAUAACAGUUUGCCAGAAUUAUUUCAGAGUUAAAAAUAUUUUGUGUUCGUUAAAUAUACCACUAUGGAACACAUAGUCAUUAAAACAGAACCUGUCUACGAUUCCGAUAUACCAAGUACAUCUACUGACCAGGAAACGACUUCAACCGCUGGGAUAGCAAUAAAACAAGGGAUCAAAGAAGAAUUGGACUGCACAUAUCAAGAAGACUAUGUCGAUGAAGCCGAGCUAGUUGAAAUAAAAUUCGAAGCCAAAGACAAAACGUUUCUUGACCAAGGAUAUAAAAUAAACAAUAAUGAUAAAGAAAGUGGCAAAAUUAAGGAGGAAGAAAGGGACAGUGACUUUUCUGAAGAAGGCACAUUUGAGACAAAAAUUGAGGUGAAAUAUCAUGGGGUUGAAUGUGAUGAUGUGAGUGGCAAAAAAAAGUUGUUUCAAUGUGAUGUUUGUCCCAAGAAAUAUCAAACAAAGAUGGGUUUGUUUAAUCAUAAAAAGUAUUUUCAUGGAAAAGACGAGCUGGAAGAAUUUAAAUGUGAUAAAUGUGAUUACGUCACUGUCAGGAAAAGUACUAUUAAAAUUCAUUUAAAAAUUCACGACAAACAAAGUUACUUCAAAUGUGAUUAUUGUCAAUAUAAGGCUGCAAAAUUAUUGACUUUGCAUGCACAUAUAUUAAGCAAACAUAAAUUGGAGAAUGAAGGAGAGAAAAAAAUAAAAAUAACGAGUAAAAUCCACGAGUGCCCUAAAUGUUCAUAUUCAACUCUUCAUAAAGCACAUUACGAUAAUCAUAUCAAAAUAUGUUUGAAAUUAAAAAACGCCGAAUCGUACAAAUGUUUUUUUUGUCAAUACAAAAGCAAUCAUAAAACAAACUUGGAUAAUCAUACUUUAACCAAACAUUCCGAUAUGUUAAAUGAAUCCAAUAGGAAUAUCAUAACCUCAAAAAUACACCACUGUCAACUCUGUGAAUAUAGGACUGCAAAAGUUGAUCACCUCAAAUCUCACUUAAAAAAUAAACAUAAAAAAAAACAGUGAUGCCAAAUGUACGCAUUUUAUAUGCUGCAGUGUCAUUUUUUUCAAAUGAUUGUACCAUUUUUUUAAAUUUUUAAUAAAACUAUAUAUAUUUACGUGUUUUACUUCAAUUUACCUUAAAAACUCUUAAUUAUAAAAAUACAUAACAACAUAACCUCACUAUUACACGUUUUGACGUUUCCCCUGGUUUUCCGACGGAAAAAUGGAUUUCAGAGGUGAGUAUUUUAAAUGUUGUUCAGAUUUUAAUUUGAGCGUGAAGUAAGAACAAGUUUUCCCGAAAUAUGUGGCACCCUGUGCCGUGAUCAGCAAUAACAGCCGAUGUCAGUUGAAAUCACAUUGUAGUCCCAUCUUUUC
Brassicogethes aeneus is the source of this 1385-nucleotide messenger RNA. The record is from the annotation of a GenBank genome assembly. NCBI's taxonomy places the organism in Eukaryota, Metazoa, Arthropoda, Insecta, Coleoptera, Nitidulidae.